CAAAAGAAAAACAAAAAUGGAGAACAUGACUUCAUUAAGUGUAUCAAAAUGUUUGAACAGUUGUCUAGAUCUUCCUGGUUGUGUUAUGGGUGAAAUGUGCAAACAUUAUAUAGAGAAUGAGUACAUUUUCCCAAAUUUCGUGGAGUGGAUUUACAUUGGCCUUUAUAUAGUACUCUUUUGCAGUGGAUUAGUUGGAAACACAUUGGUCUGUUAUGUUAUUUACACUUGUCACCAUAUGCAAACGUUCGUUAAUAUUUUUAUUUUUAACCUUGCCGUUGCGGACUUUCUGGUCAUCCUCGUGUGUCUUCCGCCGACAAUGAUGUCAGAUGUCACCGAAACUUGGUAUCUUGGAGAAACUAUGUGCAAGAUCGUCCCGUUCUUACAGACAACUUCUGUGACGGUGUCUGUUCUUACACUCUCGGCAAUAUCAGUAGAGCGAUACUUCGCCAUCUGCAAACCGUGGACAGGAAGACUAUCCAAAAGGUUCAUUCUGAGAACCAUCAUUUGUAUCUGGUUGAUUGGAUUUAGUGUUUCCAUACCGGACCUUAUCUACUACUCGGUUACCAACACAUUCCAUGAAAGCGUGACCUUCUAUCUCCGGUACUGCAGUCGCCGGUGGUCAGUUAGAGACAAUAUGAUUUUUAACUUGGUUAUUUUGAUAGUGCUGUAUUCCAUCCCUAUUUGCCUUAUGGCCUACACCUACGCUGUUAUUUCAAAACAACUUUGGCGGAAAGAUCUACCAGGAAUUGUUGAAGCAGAGCACCGUCCAAUGAACAAGAUGACGUCAUCUGGACCAGAAAGUCAACUCCGAUCCCGACAGCGAGCGGCUAAAAUGCUGAUUGCCAUAGUCGUUGUAUUUGCAGUGUGUUAUCUACCAGUUCAUGUUCUAAAUUUAACAAGAUACACAGCAGCGUUUAAAGAAAUCCCAGCCAACUGGAUAUCAAUCAUUGUACUAACUUCACAUAUCCUUUGCUAUGCUAAUAGUGUGGUGAACCCUUUCAUCUACAACUUCAUGAGCGCAAAAUUUCGCAAGGAAUUUCAGUCAGUGUUACGUUUGUCCAAGUGCAACUGCACAAAUAAAAGAAUUCGAGUUCCCUCUGUCAUGACGUCAUCAAAAAAUAAAAAUUCCCUUCCAAGAACGGAGAGAUAUGAAAUGAACACUGUUUCAAAGCAAAGCUGGAGUAAAGCCUCAACAAUAAAGAAAGACCAGGAUCCUCAAGACAAAUACGGGUGAAAUUUAAUACAUAAUCCAGCUUCUCUUGAAGAAUAAUUGGUUCAGAAUUCCAGUGACAAUAAUGAUUGAUGAUUUAACCCGAUUAUUCGGUCAGCUUGUCGAUGGGACAAUUUAUGAAUGGAUUAAAUUCGUGACCUUAAAGGAGGUACAAAAUACAGGGCUGUUAUUAAAUGGACUGGAUAACUAGUAUUUUGAAAAAUUUGUUGUUUUGAUCAAAUUAAAGACUGUGAAGAUUAUUGUGGAAUAUCUUUUCAAAGAACAAUGCUAUGAGGAUGUGCGUAUUAUCAUAUAAACAUUGAGAUCAAGUUACAUGUAAAAUAUUUUUAAUGAUAAUUGUGUUAAGAGUUGCAUUUCAUUUAUUAUAAGCCGACUAGCUAAGCGACAGACAACCGUUGUUUUGUAAUUUUCUUCGGAAAGAUGGGG
Messenger RNA from Saccostrea echinata, 1657 nucleotides. Its product is annotated as orexin receptor type 2-like. The transcript has 5 exons. Gene Ontology annotation, cellular component: membrane. Lineage: Eukaryota; Metazoa; Mollusca; Bivalvia; Ostreida; Ostreidae. The record is from RefSeq and is a predicted model, not a curated record. The coding region runs from base 17 to 1234 and encodes 405 amino acids. Gene Ontology annotation, biological process: G protein-coupled receptor signaling pathway. Gene Ontology annotation, molecular function: G protein-coupled peptide receptor activity.